GGUUUUCUUGGGGGGGUGGUUGUUGUUUUUUUCCCAGUGUACAGUUAGGUCGCCGCUGCCCACUUUAGGAAAUGAGUCAUGCUAGACUAACACGCCGGAAAAGCGCGUUGAAGGAAGGAAAAGAGAGAGAGAGACAGAGAGAGAGAGAGAGAGAGAGAGAGACUGCUGGAAAAGGAGAGGCUGGAGGAGGGCAGAACGCUCACAACAGACGGUAAGACAACACCAGCUAUUCAUCUAUAUUCACAAACAAAACAUUGUCGCCCAUCAUCGCUUUUAGGCAAGGCGCAUAAAUAUAUCAUCCAGAUCCUAGUGUAGUGAUUAGCUGGAUUCUGUGUUAGUGGAUGUUCCUGCUGAAGAACCAGAGCUCUGAGAUGGGGGCAACUCAAUCUCAGACGAAAAUGCUGAAACAAGAUCGACCUGUGAACGCUGCUUUUGGAGGGCAGCCCGGAGCUAAAAACUCGACCUUACGUAUUCUCAGCAACAGCUCAAGGACGUGCGAGAAGGAUGGGAACUUCAACUUCCUGGGUCAAGAUGAAACCGGAGACGAGAACCGCAACCAAACGCGUCCUCGAGCUCUGGGGCUGUCGAGCCGCUAUCCACCACCUUCUGCUAAUCACUAUGUGGCUGGACCCCUCUCUCCGCUGUCUCGCCUUCCCUGCUGGAGCCCCCUGGAACCCCUUCCUGAGAUUGACAGUGGAGAAGAUACAGGAGGCAGGGUGCCUCCUGAUGGAGCAGAAGAAGGAAAAAUCGAUGAGGAGAUGAGGAGAAUGAGUGACGAUGAGAAGGAGCGAGAGCCAGAAGACCUUAUGAAAGGUAAAGCGCAGGACCAGGUGGAGGAAGAAGACGACUUGAUGUUAGACUGGGAUGAGAGCGAUGAAGACUUUGAAAUUAGUUACAGGUCAGAAAGCUCUUCGCCUCUCACCAACGAGAGCGGAGAUGUGACUGGGGGAGACUUUGUAUGGGACCGCAUCUGUGUGGGAGGUUCGAACUCAGAAAAUGGUGAUGCAGCCACAAACCUGGAAGGAACACACAACCGCGUAGAGGACGAGAAAGCCGAGAGGCAACGUAAGAGCCUUGGCGGUUCCAGCCUAGCUGAAGAAGUGUCCUCAGAUUCAGAGGGUGAUCCCUGCUCCGAGCUGCCGGAACUCAUGGAGGCGGUGUGGACCCUGGAAGACCGAGAGCGCUUCAAAGCCCAAGAGAUGCAAAAACACCAUGUGCAGUUGACCAUGUACCGUAGGCUCGCCUUGAUCCGCUGGGUGCGCACCCUGCAGGAACGUGUCCAAGAACAGCAGAACCGACUCCAGUCCAGCUUCGAUAUCAUCCUCACUCACAGGAAAGAGCUGCUCCGCAUGGGCUCAGCUACAGCUGCCGUUAGCCAGUAACAGCAAUAGAGAGAGAAAAAGAGAGAGCAAGAGUAGAGCAGAAGAGGGUCCUGGGGCAUCCCAAGCAGAAACAAAUGACUAAGAACAGUGAGAGAGAACAGAGAAGUCUCUUAAACCAAAUAAUAUCCUGCAUCCCUCAACUGUCAGUCCACAGUUGUUCAUGUCUGUGUUUCAGAUUCUGUUUGCGUCUUUUCGUGCUAUUAUACAUUGUACUUGAAGAUAAAUCAGUGCAAUGCUUUUGAAUGCCUGGCCAAAUGUUUCUUAAUUAAUACGCUCACCCAAACCAGUAGGAAAUCCAGUAGGAAGUCUGUACAUCAUCAAAAUAUAUAUUAUGAAAUAUAUAUAUUAAAAAAAAAUCUAUAAGGAAAAGUUCAUAGACAUAUCAUUAGAAUUUAUGAGUUUGUCGGGUUUGCCUUUUGUGUGUGAAUGAAUGAAUGAAUACAUGAAUAAAUAUUUAAGUUUUAUAUUUGCUUGGUGUCCUUUCAUGAAUACAACUGUAGAUGUCAAGAUUAACAAAUUAAACCAGUUCACUAUAAUAAAAUAAUAAUAAGAUAGAAAUAAAUAAUCUUGCCAUACAAUAAACACUUUCUGAGUUAAUAUUCUAUGACUUCAUUGUCACAAGAUGUCACAACACAUUCUAAGUUUUCAUCAAUAAAACAAACAUGCAAACACAUGAUAUGUUUCUGAAAUCUUCAAGGUGUUGAUUAUCUACAUAUGAAGGAGAAAUGCUGAUAUCGUAUUCUGAAGAAGCAUGGCCUAACGUUUUGUCAAGACUGACUGAAAGCCAUUUUUUAAAUAACUUUUCACUGGUUUAGGCUGCGGAUAGCGUAAACCAGGUUCUGGGUUCUCUGGUUUCCUUCCACCUCCCAAAAACA
This is a messenger RNA of Ictalurus furcatus (blue catfish), 2257 nucleotides long. RefSeq lists its product as uncharacterized. Lineage: Eukaryota; Metazoa; Chordata; Actinopteri; Siluriformes; Ictaluridae. Bases 342 to 1382 code for a protein of 346 amino acids. The record is from RefSeq and is a predicted model, not a curated record. The transcript has 2 exons.